Molecule: messenger RNA, 2917 nt
Organism: Malania oleifera
Lineage: Eukaryota; Viridiplantae; Streptophyta; Magnoliopsida; Santalales; Ximeniaceae
Product: cell division cycle protein 48 homolog
Exons: 9
Coding region: 222-2675 (817 amino acids)
Biological process (GO): mitotic spindle disassembly; retrograde protein transport, ER to cytosol; autophagosome maturation
Cellular component (GO): cytosol; nucleus; VCP-NPL4-UFD1 AAA ATPase complex
Molecular function (GO): polyubiquitin modification-dependent protein binding; ATP hydrolysis activity; ATP binding
Source: RefSeq, a predicted model, not a curated record
AGUAACGACCCAGCUGUGAUGACAUGGCGAGAUUUAAUUGGUGGUCAAGUCCUCGCUCACGCAAAGAAGGCCACCUGGCGAGACCACAGCACCCUGGAAAGACCAGAAGUCAGAAUUCGUUGACUCUUUUCGAACGUCAGGCGAUGAUAUUCUUGGCUGCUCAGUAUUCAGAAGAUCACUCUGUACAAUUCGACUUCAUUCAGAAACCCUAAGCUGCUUCAAUGGCGGAUUCUAGUUCAUCCGCUCCCGAUCGAGGCCAUCCCUCUUCUUCUACUGAUUCGAAAAGUAAUAAGAAGGAUUAUUCCACUGCAAUUUUGGAACGCAAGAAGUCUCCCAACCGUCUUGUCGUUGACGAAGCAAUAAAUGAUGACAAUUCUGUGGUUUCCAUGCAUCCAGUUACCAUGGAAAAGCUUCAGUUUUUCAGAGGGGAUACGGUGCUUAUUAAGGGUAAAAAACGAAGAGAUACAAUUUGCAUUGUUCUUGCUGAUGAACAAUGCGAGGAGCCUAAAAUCAGAAUGAACAAAGUUGUGCGAGCCAAUCUGAGGGUACGCCUCGGAGAUGUUGUAUCUGUCCAUCAGUGUCCUGAUGUGAGGUAUGGAAAGCGGGUUCACAUUCUUCCAAUUGAUGAUUCUAUUGAGGGUGUGACUGGCAACCUAUUUGAUGCAUAUUUGAAGCCAUAUUUCUUGGAAUCUUAUCGACCUGUGAGGAAGGGUGAUCUUUUUCUUGUCAGGGGAGGAAUGCGAAGUGUUGAAUUCAAAGUAAUUGAGACAGACCCUGGCGAAUAUUGUGUUGUUGCACCUGAUACAAAUAUCUUCUGUGAGGGAGAACCCAUAAGGCGCGAGGAUGAGGAGAGGCUAAAUGAAGUUGGCUAUGAUGAUGUUGGUGGUGUGAGAAAGCAAAUGGCUCAGAUCCGUGAGCUAGUGGAACUUCCCCUUAGACAUCCACAGCUCUUCAAAUCAAUUGGGGUGAAGCCCCCAAAAGGUAUAUUGCUUUAUGGACCACCUGGUUCUGGGAAAACCCUGAUUGCAAAGGCUGUAGCUAAUGAGACAGGAGCAUUCUUUUUCUUGAUAAAUGGGCCUGAGAUAAUGUCAAAGUUGGCUGGUGAGAGUGAAAGCAACUUGAGGAAGGCAUUUGAGGAAGCUGAAAAGAAUGCCCCGUCUAUCAUUUUUAUUGACGAAUUAGAUUCUAUUGCUCCAAAGAGGGAAAAGACACAUGGUGAAGUGGAGAGGCGUAUAGUAUCCCAACUUCUAACUCUAAUGGAUGGUCUUAAGUCCCGAGCUCAUGUAAUGGUCAUUGGAGCUACAAACAGGCCCAACAGCAUUGACUCUGCUCUAAGGAGAUUUGGAAGAUUUGAUCGGGAGAUUGACAUUGGUGUACCAGAUGAAGUUGGAAGGUUAGAAGUUCUUCGGAUCCAUACCAAAAAUAUGAAACUGGCAGAAGAUGUUGAUCUUGAAAGGGUUGCAAAGGAUACCCAUGGUUAUGUUGGUGCAGAUCUUGCUGCUCUUUGUACAGAGGCUGCUCUUCAGUGUAUAAGGGAGAAAAUGGAUGUAAUCGACUUGGAGGAUGAUUCAAUUGAUGCUGAAGUGUUGAAUUCCAUGGCUGUAACUAAUGAACACUUCCAAACUGCAUUGGGGUCUUCAAAUCCUUCUGCUCUGCGUGAAACAGUUGUGGAGGUUCCUAAUGUUUCUUGGGAGGAUAUUGGUGGGCUGGACAAUGUUAAAAGAGAGCUUCAGGAGACUGUACAAUAUCCAGUGGAGCACCCUGAAAAGUUUGAAAAAUUUGGAAUGUCACCUUCUAAAGGUGUUCUCUUUUAUGGGCCUCCUGGCUGUGGUAAAACCCUGCUUGCCAAGGCGAUAGCUAAUGAAUGCCAGGCCAAUUUCAUUAGUGUUAAAGGACCUGAAUUGCUUACAAUGUGGUUUGGAGAAAGUGAGGCAAAUGUGCGGGAGAUAUUUGACAAGGCACGCCAAUCAGCUCCAUGUGUUCUUUUCUUUGAUGAACUUGAUUCCAUUGCGACACAGCGUGGAAGUUCAGCAGGCGAUGCUGGUGGUGCUGCAGAUAGAGUCUUGAAUCAGCUUCUGACAGAAAUGGAUGGGAUGUCAGCUAAAAAAACAGUUUUUAUUAUUGGGGCAACAAACAGGCCAGACAUUAUUGAUCCUGCAUUGCUCAGGCCUGGACGUCUAGACCAGUUGAUCUAUAUCCCGCUACCUGAUGAGGCUUCCCGUCACCAGAUUUUUAAAGCAUGUCUACGAAAGUCACCGGUCUCUAGAGAUGUUGACUUAUUAGCUCUUGCACGUUACACUAAUGGUUUUAGUGGUGCAGAUGUUACUGAAAUUUGUCAGCGUGCCUGCAAAUAUGCCAUUAGAGAAAAUAUUGAGAAGGAUAUUGAGCGGGAGAGAAAGCAGAGGGAGAACCCUGAAGCCAUGGAAGAGGAUGAUGUUGAUGAUGUCCCCGAGAUUAAAGCAGCACAUUUCGAGGAGUCGAUGAAGUAUGCCCGCAGAAGUGUUAGCGAUGCGGACAUCCGGAAAUACCAGCUCUUUGCUCAAACUUUGCAGCAGUCUCGUGGCUUUGGGUCCGAGUUUAGGUUUUCAGAUCGUGCGGAGAAUGUUACUACAGAAGCUUCAGACCCAUUUUCUUCUGCCACUGCUGGUGGAGACGAUGAUGACCUGUACAACUAAAACAAAGCAGGUGCUAGGUUGAAAUACUGGUAGUCUAGUUGAUGCGCAACCUCCACUGCCAAUGCCAUGAUGAUAUGUUAUAAUAUACCUUAUGUGCUGCACUUCCCUUUUUACUGAUUUUUGACACUGCCCUUUUUGGCUGUGCAAGAGUUUAGUUGUACCUAUAGCUCAGCUCAGUAAUGGUUGAAAAUCUUAUCUCUAAUUUGUAAACCAGAAAGGCUUCAGCAAUCCUUUUUCUGAUC